Messenger RNA from Syngnathus acus (greater pipefish), 3642 nucleotides. RefSeq names its product sodium bicarbonate transporter-like protein 11. The transcript is spliced from 20 exons. Gene Ontology annotation, molecular function: solute:inorganic anion antiporter activity. The record is from RefSeq and is a predicted model, not a curated record. Gene Ontology annotation, cellular component: basolateral plasma membrane; plasma membrane. NCBI's taxonomy places the organism in Eukaryota, Metazoa, Chordata, Actinopteri, Syngnathiformes, Syngnathidae. Bases 113 to 2674 code for a protein of 853 amino acids. Gene Ontology annotation, biological process: monoatomic anion transport; monoatomic ion homeostasis; transmembrane transport.
CUCGCAAUCGGAGGCUGCUUGACACGACAUCAACGUUGCCUUACUUCUCUCUCUCCCUGUGGCCCAAAGUAUAACUUAUCACAGCUUUUGGGCAACUUUGGAGGAGUGUCGCAUGACGAGAAUGAAAAAGAAAACUGAUGCCACGCCAACAGUCACGCUCAAUCGUUUUGUUCAAGAGACGCCGCCAACUGGGAGCUCCAAGAAUGGAUAUGUGUUCCAGGAGAUGGAGAUGCGCGAUGGGGAACAAGAGGCAACGAUCCCGCACCAGGACCCUAUCUAUGACAAUACCAGCCAACUCAGCGUCUCAGACAAAGAAGGUCCAGGGUUUGGCCUUUUAAACACAACAAGAAAGUAUGUGAAGCCGAUGGACUUUAGCGAGGAGGUGCGCGCCCACAGAGACGUGGACACCUUCCUGGCCCAGGCAAGCGUCCUCCUGGACGAGAGAGCGUCCACUCUGGAUGAGGUCCUGAGACGGAUGUUGAACAGCCUAGCGGAGGAUGGCCACACCGGCUGUGACGUGAACCAGAUCAUGGAGUCGCUAUUCACAGAUGCAGGAGGGAAGGAGCCGGGAGUUCAUCUGCUGUCAGAAACCAUUCAAGGGGUGACCGCGACAUCCACGGGGAUUCAUUACCAGCAGUCAUGGCUGUGUAUUCUAUGCAGUGUGAGUAGCCUGCAGAGACGCCACAUUUGCAUUGCACGACUGGAGAGGCCGCAGAACUGGGGAGUGGACUGCUGUGAGGCGCGCUACGUCAUUCUCAUCCUGGUCCCAGCCAGAACGAAAAGUACAAAGUCGGCCGUUGAAGCGGGCCGAACCUUUGCCACCAUGUUCUCGGAUAUUUCCUUCAGACAGAGGCUUCUGGAGACAAUGACUCUGGAGGAGUUCAAGCAAGAGCUGGUCCGCCAGCGUCAACAACUCUCUGCCUUCACAGAGAAGGUGGCUGUAGAUCAGGUGGAUAACUCGGAUCCACGGCGAGGCAAAGAACUUAAGUGUAAAGAUUUCUUCAAACCUGGUAAAGGUGUUUACGAUGACCUUCGUCGCCGUCUCCCGCUCUACCCUUCUGACUUCACGGAUGGUAUCAUUGGGAAGGACCGCUCUCUGCUGAAGUACACCACUACUGCUAUUUUCCUUUACAUCGCUAUUCUGCUGCCAGCCAUCGCCUUUGGUUCUCUCAACGACGAAAGUACAAGAGGGGAAAUAGAUGUUCAGAAGACCAUAGUCGGCCAGAGCAUCGGAGGGGUGAUCUACUCCUUGUUUGCCGGUGCGCCACUUGUCAUUCCGUUGACCACUGCCCCAUUGGCCAUCUUCAUUAGUGUUAUCCGGGGCAUAUGUGAUGACUACGAUCUGGACUUUGACGCUUUCUACGCUUGCAUCGGCCUGUGGAACAGUUUAUUCCUCAUUCUGGGAGGUUUAUUUAAUGUCAGCCUGGUAAUGAAGCUCUUCAAACGCUCCACAGAGGAAGUCAUUGCCUUGUUCAUCUCCAUCGCAUUUGUUGUGGAUGCAUUGAAAGGCACGGUCAAAAUUUUCAAACAUUUCUUUCAUGAGCCCACACUGGCAACUUCAAAUAGCACCGUAGUGCUUCAACAAAUCACGGAGGUUCUGGAGAAGAUGAACAACCAGACGUCGGGCCAUCAAAAUGUCGACGGGUCCCCGAUGACGGAUCGCAUUGAGGGGCACACCUCCGUCUUCCUCCCCAGGUCUUUGGUGAUUUGCUCCAGAGAGAUCCCCAUCCUGUGCCUGCUGCUCAUGCUGGGCACCUUGUGGCUGGGUUACGCCCUCUACCUCGUCAAGAGGAGCCCAUAUAUGAACGGCAAAGUCAGAGAAGUUGUGUCCGACUGCGCCCUGCCCAUCUCUGUGCUGGUUUUCUCUUUCAUCGGUUCCUACCUCUUCCUGGACAUAAAGAUCCCUGUGUUUAGCGUCUACAACGGGCCAGUUUUCAACUACCCGCUCUUUGACAAGCUGUCGGGCCUGAAUACUCUGAGCGCCGUUGGCCUCGGCUUCCUCCUUGCCUUGCUCAUCUUCAUCGACCAGAACAUAGUCAUUUCGCUCACACAUGUACCAGAACACAAGCUACUGAAAGGCACAACAUUUCACUGGGACUUAGUGCUGACAGGCCUCAUCAACAUCCUCAUGUCCUGUCUGGGGUUGCCAUGGAUGCACGCCGCCUUCCCGCAUUCCUCACUGCAUGCCCGUCAGCUGGCCAAAAUGGAACAGCACGUGGAGAACGGCCAUGUUUACACCACUAUCGUCAGUGUAAAGGAGACACGUCUGACCUCGCUGGUCGCCAACAUCCUGAUCGGCCUGUCCGCUUUCAUGCUUCCCAUUCCUCUCCAGUGGAUUCCCAAGCCUGUCCUCUACGGGCUCUUCCUCUACAUUGCCGCUACAUCGCUCGACGGGAACCAGAUGGUGGACCGCAUGGCUCUGCUGCUGAAGGAACAGACGUCCUAUCCCCCGACCCACUACAUCCGCCGAGUGCCCCAGAGGAAGGUGCACUUUUUCACCGGGCUGCAGAUCAUCCAGCUCAUUAUCCUGUGUGCCUUUGGCAUGUAUCCUCUGCCCUACAUGAAGAUGGUCUUCCCUCUACUGAUGAUCUUGCUCGUCCCCGUCAGGACCUGCUUACUUCCAAGAAUUAUUGACACUAAGUAUCUGGACAUCAUGGACUCACAGCACAUGUAAAAGCAGAUGACGAUAAUGAAGGAAAUGGACACUGGACAUAUCUGCAUUUGCUUGUUAACAAUCAGUGUAAUUAUCAUUAUCAUUGUUAAUUAAGUACUUGACCAACCAUUUUCUGCAAGUUAAUUAGUUGCUAAUGAGCACAAGCAUCCACACACAAAAAAGUGAUGUUGUAGUUAUUCAGAAAUACAUUAUAACGAUGUUCUUUUUCUGUUUUGUUAUUUGUAUUUUGUAUUUCAUGUAUUUGUCUGUCCAUUUAACAUUGUUUUCAAACAUAUGACACAUUUUUAGUUCAGCCUCACUUGUGCAAUAGAAAUUGUUGUACUGACGUUUUAGUAUUAUAAAUCAGUUCAUCAUUUCAAUGAAACUCAGAAUCCAGUUGCUGCUGACUUGGUUUCAGAAUGUUUCAUUUUAAGGAUGCGAGUAAUGUGAUGAAGUAUGCUGUGAUGUGAAGUGGCUCCGUGCAGCAAUGAGGGCAUUAAGACAAAGAAUGGUCUACAAACGAAGCCCUUCACCGGAGUUAAUUGUCCGUUUGGUUUAAUUUGACUGAGCAAAAAACACAUAGCCUGGGAGUGUCGUGUGAAACUGCUCCAGUAGGAGGCAGUGCAAGCCAAGUAGCUGGAUGUAUGCGAGCGCUGACGACCUUUGCAGAACAGACAAGCCUCCCAAAACGUCCCAGUUUUUCAUGAGCAGUUACUAAAGUGAAGGCUAAGCAGCCUUAGAUUUAACAGCGAAAUUCCAAUUUGUUUCCUCAAACGUCAAAUCCGUGAAAUAAAUGGCCAUCAAGCUCCAAUUUUCACAUCUGUACUCGAAAGAAGUGUUUCCCAACCUUUUUCAUCCAUGGCACCGUUUCAUUGGAGAUAAUCUCGAGGCACACCACAAACAGAAAUCUGUUAAAUGUUACACCAGCUUCUAUAUUAAAACCAAGACAUUGUGAAAGUGCUAUAUGAAUAAAGUCCUAUAUAUAUAAA